AGGAACAGGAAUAAGGAUAUGGUUUGGGGUUUCUGUUCACUGGUCUUGCAGGAUGAAUUCCAUCAGUGUGGAAAAUGAGAAACAAGGCUGCAGCUCUGCAGUGAAGUUGCAGUCGGGCUGGAACAGACCAGGAGUGUGCGGUUUGGAUAACUCCGGCAACUCCUGCUACUUAAAUGCUGUGUUACAGUGUCUGUGUUCCUCUGUGCCCCUCGUGGAGCACCUCCUUAAUCAGGACACUCGCAAUGAGCUGGGAAGGUCUAAGUGUCGGGUGGCUGGGAUGUUUGUCCGCCUGCUGGAGGAGAUGUGGCUGGGAAGGAGCUCCAGCUGUGCCCCUGUGGAGGCCAGGUCUGUGCUGUGCUCCAUCCUCCCCCAGUUCAACAACUACUCCCAGCAAGAUGCCCAGGAACUGCUGCUCUUUCUCCUCAAUGCACUACACGACGACCUCAAAAAGGUUGCAAAGCGCCAGAUGCACUCCUCAAGACGACAACCAAGACAAGACCAGAAUAGCAACUGUGCCAGUGCAGCGGGGGAGUCCAGCACCAUUGUCUCACAUCUGUUUGAGGGCCAGCUGGGCUACAUGACCCUCUGCAUGCACUGCAACCACCAGACACACAGCACACAGACCUUCACUGUACUGUCACUGCCAAUUCCAACAGACAUCAUUAAGUGCUCCAUUCAGGAUUGCCUGUCACUGUUCUUCGAGCAGACUAUCCUGACCAGAGGAGAGCAGAUGUUGUGUUCGGUGUGUGGGAUGAGGAGAGAAACGGCAGUCCGCACUUGUUUGGACAAACCUCCCGAAAUCCUAAUGUUGCACCUGAAACGGUUUGGUUGUAAGGGGAAGAACCAGGUGAAACUGAGGACGAAUGUCGUGUUCUCCAUGAGGCUCAAUCUCUCCCCGUUUCUAUCCAGCUCAGUACAGAACACCUCAUAUUCUUCAUACCGCCUAUAUGCUGUUGUGAACCACACAGGUCAUCUUCACAUGGGUCACUACACAGCUCUGUGCCACAACGCCCUGACUCAGACCUGGCACUGUUUUGACGACUCGGCGAUCCGAGAGGUACCGGACAGCCUUGUGCAAUCUCCAAAUGCCUACGUGCUGCUCUACAGCCGUAAGCGAUUUCAAAAGCCAAAGAUCCACGGACUCUGAGCUCUCCAACCAGCCGGCCAGGGGGCUGAGUUUCAACUUCCUUUUUGUUGUUUUAUCGAUAAGUCCAAUGCUAUCGGUGAAGUACUCUUUUAAAAUGCAUUUAAAUCUGUGGCCUUGCAUCAGUCAGACAUCACUGAUGCUUGUUUUUGUGUUGACUUCACCAUAACUGCUCUCCAAAUAAAUGUAAAGCUCCAGCAUUGA
This is a messenger RNA of Sander lucioperca (pikeperch), 1348 nucleotides long. Its product is annotated as putative ubiquitin carboxyl-terminal hydrolase 50. Gene Ontology annotation, biological process: protein deubiquitination. The transcript has 6 exons. Gene Ontology annotation, molecular function: cysteine-type deubiquitinase activity. Lineage: Eukaryota; Metazoa; Chordata; Actinopteri; Perciformes; Percidae. The record is from RefSeq and is a predicted model, not a curated record. The coding region runs from base 53 to 1147 and encodes 364 amino acids.